Lycium barbarum (goji berry) is the source of this 2115-nucleotide messenger RNA. Its product is annotated as squamosa promoter-binding-like protein 6. Gene Ontology annotation, cellular component: nucleus. The coding region runs from base 252 to 1697 and encodes 481 amino acids. Gene Ontology annotation, molecular function: DNA binding. NCBI's taxonomy places the organism in Eukaryota, Viridiplantae, Streptophyta, Magnoliopsida, Solanales, Solanaceae. The transcript is spliced from 5 exons. The record is from RefSeq and is a predicted model, not a curated record.
AGACCUUGUGGCACCUUUUCUAGAGGGGUGAAUAAAUUAUGUUUGACUCACAAAGGUAUAAGCUUCAACAUUAGCAAUAAUAUAAUAUACUACUACUAGCAGAGCACCAAAUAAUAUACUACUACUAGCAGAGCACCAAAUCAAGCUUCCUCUCUCUUUAUUCCAAUCUUUCUCUGAAACCAAUUGGGAUUAUGCUAUUGGUGAAGUUUUCAAAUUAGCAGCACCAAGAUUGGGAGGUUUUGUAGUUAGCAAUGGAACCUAUGAACUAUGCUUUGGAAGGAAGUGGCUUGUUGUUUCCUGAUAAUAUACCAACAUUUGCAAGAAGUAGAAAUAUGCUAAAGGAUUGGAGCUUGAACCCCUUUUGUAAUGUUGAUAAAAACAUGUUUGUCCCUAGUCAAGAAAUAGAUGUAAAUACAGAAUUCCAAGAAUCAGGAAUUGCUGAUAUUUUGAAGAAAUGUACCGCGAGUAAUCAAUUGUCAGGAGGUUUACAUGCUGAAAUAGCUGAUAAUUCUAGGAAGGUGUUUUUAUCUACUUCUGUAAUUAGUUUGGACCAAAUUGUGGGAGAAGUGGAACGUGAAGCGAGAUUUAGUCAUAUGGGUAAUAAGUCUAAUGAUCCAAUAUCAUCGCCAAUUGGAUUGAAAUUGGAGCAGUUGGUUCAUAAUGGAGAAGUCAGGAGUAGUCAAUCUCCAAAAGGAAGUUCAGUUUCUCUAUUGCCAACGGAAAAAGCCCGUUCUCAUUCUCCUGUCUUUCAAGUUCAUGGUCAUAUGGAGGAGGAUUCGACUGUUUAUAGAGAAAUCAAGAGUAAUUCGUCUUUGAUGGAACCGUUGCUAUUAGGAAAAAAGUUGAGGACCACAAAUUUGCAUUCUCAGGUUCCUCUGUGCCAAGUUUAUGGUUGUAACAAGGACCUGAGCGACUCAAAAGGCUAUCACAAAAGGCACAGAGUGUGUGAGGUACACUCAAAAACUUCUAAAGUUGUCGUUAAUGGCGUUGAGCAAAGGUUUUGUCAGCAGUGUAGCAGGUUUCACUUGCUGGCAGAAUUUGAUGAAGGUAAACGCAGUUGUCGCAAACGCCUUGCAGGCCAUAAUGAGCGCCGAAGAAAGCCUCAAUUUGAUACUCACUGGGGUUCAAGGCUAAUGGAGAUGACUUCAGAAAAGAGAGUUCCAUUUCAUUUCCCUGAAAUACAUCCCAACAGUUCCUUUUGUCAAGAACAAUAUGAAAACCAUAGCAAGCGCAUCAAAUUGGAACAGUUACCAGCAAAAAGUCUCCAGCGUCAUCAUGUAAUGAGAAAAGAAGAUUCAUCUAAGAUUCAUGCCAGGGCAACACAGUCAGUUCAAGAAUUAUGGGCAGGGCAAAACUCCGCUUGUGCUCUCUCUCUUCUGUCAGAAAAUCAUUGUGCUUACCUUAAAAGAGAUCGUAAUCUUGAGAAGUUUUGCGGAAUAAGUGAUUCGAGAAGCUUUAUGUUCAAUCAAUUGUAUCCAUCUGAAAAUUUUGGAAAAGAUAGGAUCAUCCAAGUUCUUGAUGAUCACGGUCAGGAUGUUUCAAGUGAAGUUCUAAGAGAAAGACACGUUCAAAGAUCAAAUUCUAUGACCGUGGAUUUAGUUCAGUUGUCGUCGCACCUGCAAAGAGUGGAGCAGCUGAAAAAUUCUGUCCAAGUGAAGCAGGAAAGUGAAAUCUUCCGUUGUUUUACUACUACAUGAGCAUUAAGAAAGCUUCAAGUGUUCAAUUCGAUACCUGAAAUUUUUUGAGGAGAUUAAGCUGUUGUAAGAAUGGAAUUGCCAACAAGCCAAGAGGCAAAGAUAGAAUAUUAGUAAAAGUUUGAUGUCCGUCUAUAUUUUGUAAGUGUCAGCUAGGCCUGUGCACAAAUCGGUUCAAUCCGAAUUUUCGAACCGAUUCGAAACAAUUCGGAUAAUUCAAUUUGGAUAAUACAAUUCGAUUUCAAUUUACAAAUGCAAUUGUAAAAUAUUACGGUUUAACGGUUCGGAUACGGUUGGCUUCAAUUAUCAACCGAACCGAUCCGAACAAACCGAAUUUAUAUGCCACAAGUGACUAAUAUGACUAAUUUGGUAUAUGUAAUGUGGUGUUGGCGGAUUUGUAUGCUUGCACAAGUUUUCAAGC